Coregonus sp. 'balchen' is the source of this 1535-nucleotide messenger RNA. The record is from the annotation of a GenBank genome assembly. Lineage: Eukaryota; Metazoa; Chordata; Actinopteri; Salmoniformes; Salmonidae.
AUGUCUGUGUGUCUUCCAGGUGUGCUGGAGAUCAAGUCAGUGGAUGUUGGGAUCGUGGCCAUCAAGGGGCUCAGCAGUAACUUUUACCUGGCAAUCAGCAAGAAAGGAGAGCUUUAUGGCGCAGUAAGUUUAGCCUGUACUGAAAUUCACACACAGAAUAACAAUAUCCCUAUAAAAACUGGAGCUAAUUAUUUGGUUGAGUAUACAAACUCCCCAUUAGACUGAUUCAGUGUUCAGAACACUCACUAGUUAGUUGCCAGGUAGUGCUUUUGCACUGCCACCUUACUGUUGAAAUUAACUCUCUUCCAUAUUAUACUCUCUUAAGGAGCUGGGUCCUUUGAUGUUGUGUGAGAGCUCUUCUCUCCCCUGUCCCCGGGCCCUUAGAGAAGCCUGGGGUUGUUUUAAAGGACAGUUCCACUCCACUGCCCGUAAAUAAUCCCCUAGUACAAGUCGGCCCAGCCAAAAGAGUUGUCGUCUUGAAGAAAGUAAGCCGAGACGCCCCUGCCGCCCCUCUCUCCCAAACACACAUAUCCUCCCAUAUACCACACCGUCCUUGUGCUCUGCUCUAUUCAGACCAGAGAAACACAAUACAACAGCCUCUCCAUUCUACUAAAAGCCCUCAAGGGCUACCGGCACUGUUUCAUGUGCUCUCACACAGCAUCUGAAACACAACAGUGAAAGGCUGUUACUACGGCUCUCUCAGUAGUGAAAUCAGAUUAAAUGAGACACAAAAAGCAUUCUAGCUAGGGAACAAAAUUCCCAUGACGUAUUCGAAAUUGUCACACCAAGGUACUGUCAUUCACUCAGAAAAGUAUUGGUGGCAUGUCUGUCCCUCAUUAUACAAGUAUUACAUUAUAAUUAGCUGGUUCUACAUUAAUAUAUUCAAUUUUGUGGGAGAUUAUUUUCACACAAGUUUCCAUGAGAAAGAGGUAGCCGAACGUGAAUUGAACGCUGGGCAGCGUCUCCAAAAUAUUCUCAUAUGCUUUGGGAACAUUCAUUUGACUUCUGGAAUCAAUUUGAACAGCUGUGGCUAAAGAGCAUUUGGGAAAGGAACAUUCUUUACGGGAUCACAACUGUAUCCAUUUUUUUUGUCUAGUUAGUCAGGGCACUAAAUGACAAGAGUAGUCUGUUAGAAGCCUGAUGGACUCCACUGCCAUUAUGACUCUGCAAGACUGCAUUUAUAUUGUUGUUUAGCUUGCCUAAUUGGAGCCAACCAACCUGGAUAUCUGGAUGAGAACUUCUACUUACUGAAUAAAUGAUGCAAAUGUAGACCCCAGUUCCAUUGCCUAUGCUGCCAAAGUUGUCGAAUCACUCACAAUUUGUUUUUCUUGUUUGUUCUCCAGAGGGACUUUGGUGUUGACUGUCGGUUGACCGAGCGGAUUGAGGAGAACAGGUACAACACCUAUGCCUCGGCAGAGUGGCGGAACAAGAAGAAGCCCAUGUUCGUGGGGCUGAGUGCCAACGGCAAGUCCAUGAGGGGCAAAAAAACACGAAGGAAAAACACUGCCACCCACUUCCUGCCCAUAGUGGUGUAG